AAAAACCACCCACAACUGAAUUCCAAAUCCACCAAAAUUAAAUACCACUUUAUGUUGUUUUACUAUAUAGAUUAAAGUUGUUAUAUAUACUUUCUUCCACAUGAUCAUGUUAAAUCUAUAUAUAGUAAAGCUUCCUCCACAAUGCAAUCCUUCCAUUCUUUUGCACCCCAAGAAUAUUUUGCCAACAAAUUCCCGUACAACUUAAGUCUUAAGACUCAAGAUCCACAAAGAAGAGUAAAUCAAAAAACUAAGAUGAUCCAAGAACUGUUUGGAGGUGCAGGCCUUAAUAACAUAGCAGGAGGAGGAGAGAGGAAAUCGCUCUCCCUUCAUGGUGGUACUACUCCUUCACCUUCUCUUUCUUCUUCACCAUCCCCUUCUUGCUCAACAACUACCACCGCCACCACAACAACCACGACAGGUUUAUCAAAUACGGAGAACUUGAGAUGCCCAAGAUGCGAUUCUUCCAACACCAAGUUCUGCUACUACAACAACUACAACCUCACUCAACCCCGCCACUUCUGCAAGACCUGCCGCCGCUACUGGACAAAAGGAGGGGCCCUCCGGAACGUUCCAAUUGGCGGCGGGUGUAGGAAAAACAAGAGUGUCACCGUGUCAACGGCUUCCAUAGGCAAGACCGCCGCAGGGAAGUUGAAAACGGUCGUGUCAGAGAUUGGCCGGUCAGGAUUAGGUGGGGGGUUCGAGCAGGAGGUCCAAGCAAGCCCAAUACAGUGGGGUUCGCCCCAGAAUUCUCAUAUACUAGCCCUAUUAAGAUCCAGUCAUCAAAACCCUAACCCUAAUCAACUUUGUAAUUCUGUAAAUGUGAAGGAAGAGGGAGGCAUGAAUAAUAUGAUUGGGUCCCACAUGAUGACUACGGAGCCAGCUGCAAUGAGUACUGCUCGAACCCUGGGGUUGGAUCCAGUAUGCGAGGCUCCUUCACUUGGUCUGUGCAGCUCUUUCUGGAGAAACAAUAACAACCAAAAUCAGCCACCUCCAAGCCAUCACCAACAAAACGGUUUCAUUGUUGGUCAUGAAGUUCAAAGCAGCAAUAUUGGAAUACAAGAAUUGUUUCAGAGGCUAAGAUCAACAACAUCACAAUCAGGUAGUUAUUAUUCCGACCAUCUAAAUAAUGUGGUGAUGUCUUCAUCCUCCUCAUCAUUGUCUUCAUCUUCCACCUCAUCGAUUUUGGAUUCGGCUCCGGUGGUUGGCGGUGGCGAAAUGGGUUACUGGAACCCGGCGUUUACCGCGUGGUCGUCAGAUCUUCCAACAACCAAUGGUGCAUAUCAUUAAGUCUUUUUAUCUAAGGAGAUUUCUUCUUUGUCUUAGCUUAGCUGGGUUUUAUUUUUCUUUAAUUUGGUUUUUAUUUUUGAUUAUGUUUGUGUGGGUUGUGAUAUUUACUACGGCUUUAUCAUCAGUAGCUAAUAGCUAAUCCUUCUCUUUCUUCUCUGUCUGUAUGCGUGUUUUAAGGUGUAAAGGAUAUGAGGGUGUAACAAUUAAGGACCAGAAAUUAAAUUAAACGUUUGUUACUUGUUAGUGGUCCUUGAUGUUAUCAUCACAUUAUAAUUGCCAUAAAUUAUAAGGGGCUCUGCUUAAUUGGAUGCCUGA
This is a messenger RNA of Malus domestica (apple), 1602 nucleotides long. RefSeq names its product dof zinc finger protein DOF3.7-like. The record is from RefSeq and is a predicted model, not a curated record. Gene Ontology annotation, biological process: regulation of DNA-templated transcription. Gene Ontology annotation, molecular function: DNA binding; DNA-binding transcription factor activity. NCBI's taxonomy places the organism in Eukaryota, Viridiplantae, Streptophyta, Magnoliopsida, Rosales, Rosaceae.